AUGGCGAUGCGGUUAGGUACUUCCAAGCGUUUACUAACAUGCUACACGAAGAAACUAGAAACCGUAAUCGCUCACCUCAAGGGUGAAAGAUUGGAAACACUUACAGCUGCAGCACAAGAAGAAGAAGAACUCAGAGAUAGUCUGCGGCAGUUGAAUGAAGGAAUAGGGGCAAUCACGGCGUUUACAGAGAACAUCGAGAAGCUUUUGAGGGAUUACGCUACGGACGUCUCAAGCCAACAGGGCUUGGACGAACAGACACUCAGUAGCUUUGAGGAGUACUCGUGA
Molecule: messenger RNA, 285 nt
Organism: Cylicostephanus goldi
Lineage: Eukaryota; Metazoa; Nematoda; Chromadorea; Rhabditida; Strongylidae
Source: the annotation of a GenBank genome assembly